Messenger RNA from Heterocephalus glaber (naked mole-rat), 2335 nucleotides. Lineage: Eukaryota; Metazoa; Chordata; Mammalia; Rodentia; Bathyergidae. The record is from RefSeq and is a predicted model, not a curated record.
GGCUGCGGAACCGGCACCUGCAAGUGUUCAUAGCGCUCCUGAUCGGCCUUAGGAGCCCGAGAGACGAUCGGGCAGAGGCCGCCGCGGCCCGCUCUGUGCUGCCCGGCAGGCACCGCGCACUUCCGUGACCUCCCCCCCGGCCGCUGCUAGGGACUGGGAAGCAUGGGGCUCCUGGGGAAUGGCUUGGAAGGUCAGGGUCCUCCUGGGUGGCAAAGCUCGAAAAAUCCUUGGGGGGGGGGGCGGGAAUGAGGAAAACCAGGGAGCCUUUGCCCACCGGGCCCUCGACAUCCGACCAGCGCAAACGCCCGCGCAGACUGCAGGUCCCGUCCGAGAGGACUCAGCACGGUCUCCGCAGGGUCCUGACACGGAAGGGUCACUGCCCCGGCUACGGCCACGGCCCCCGCCGGACCCCGGCCUCGGCCCCGGGGACCCGGAGGGACUCAGACCUGCACAGCCCUCCAGUCCGCGCGCGGCUCCACGCGUCUUCCGCUCCGCCCCGGCCCAGGCACGCGCCGGACAGGACCGGGACGGACCGGCGGAGCGCUUUCGAGGAGACACCAGUGGGCGGGGCCAGGCCGUUGCUGGGCAGUUGCUGGGGCCGGACGCUGCGCAGGCGCGGAGCGAGGGUAACGGUCGGGACGCCGGCGGGGCGGGGCGGGGCGGGGUUAGGCGGGAAGUCGUCGCUGGCGGUGUCGCCGUUCCGAGGCUCCCGCGCGGCCGAGGUGGCGUCCGACUCAGGCCUCAGCCCUGCUCGGGGCGCCCGGAGACUGCGGCCGAGUUCCAGACAAACUUGCCAGGCGUAGUUGCAGGUCACUGCCCCAUGGUGGGCCAACGGAAGUAUCACUGGACAUGCAAAGCUGGCUCCUGGAAAAUGCAAGAACCUCCAAAAAGCAUUGAAGAAUUCUUAAAGUUGCGAAAUUGGGAUUAUUGGCCCAGGGAAAUCAGUUGGCCAGAUAAUGAUGAAUGCACAUAUACUCUGAAAAAAAUAAAAGAAGAUAGCUCCUUUACUUCAGUUUAUACACAGCUAUCCAAUAAUGUCCCUCAAAUAUUUGAAGGAAUCACAAUCAUGGAGUCAAGAUUAAAGGAAUGCUCACUUCUUCUGCAAGACCAUGCCUCCAAACUAUUUGAACUGACCAGCAUGAUUUCCAAGACAAGUUCUUUUGAAAAAUUGCAAAGAUACAAGGCAUUUCUAAAGAAGUACCAAAAACAAAAGAAGAUAAUGCUUUCAGAUGAGAUGGAGACAGAGAAGAAUAUAGAGGGUUACAACUUCUCAGGAUUCAAAACAAGUGCAGUUACUGAGUUACUCAGACAUCUGGAUGCUAAACGAAUUUAUCUUUUUAUUUUAAAAGCUCAUAACUUUGAUGAAAGAGUUUUUAGAGUUUGGAAGACUCAUUUCCUCUCAGAAGCCUCCAUUGCUCUUUUGCGUGACUGCUUUUGGUGGUGGUUUCUCUAUAAGUUUAAGCCUGACAGAAAAUAUCAAGAUUGCCUAUUUGAUAGAAUUGCAGAAAGUUAUGUGACACUUUUCAUGAGCAUACCUCUCAGUAGAAAAGAUGCAUUCUUUCAGGUAUAUCCUGAUUGUUUGACAUAAGCAAUCUAUGCAACAUUCCUAGAAGCAGUUCCAGAAUCUAGUAACCUCUUUAAUGAUCAAUUUAAAGAAGAUCUAGGAAAUAACAUUUUUCUUUGGAUGUCAGGUCUGAAGCCUCAGAAAGGUUUCUGGGCCCACUGGAAACUGAAAGACCUCUCUUCAACCACCAUACGUGGCAGCAAGAAGGUGCGUGCAAAAUCAAUACAGGAGAUGAUCACAAACAGUCCAGAGCGCCUAUCAGCUAGUAUUGACUUCAGCAUGACAAAAAUUUUAAAGAAUCCAAGAGCGCAUCAAUGUCCAUUUAAGGAAGACUCAGGCUUAUCGAUACUAACAGCAAAGUCCCACUGUAGUAGCAUUGGUCCAGAGUUUUACCCUGUUCUCUUCAAUUUUGGAGGUCAGAGCCCACUGAUUUUAUACUAUCUUAAAAUGCAUGAACUAGAGGUUAUUUCCAAGACCUCUAAGCAAAAGAAGAUCAAACUCACUGAAAUACUCCAAGAGCCAGCGCCUGGUCCAACGUACUGCGAUGUUAUAAAGGAGGCAAAAAGACAAUUUGCAAGCAACCAAAGGGAUUUUCAGAUACUCCAAACAAAGGCUACCAAGAAACCUUUCGAAGUUGAGAAUGACUUUGAGAAGUUCCUGCAUAAAGUGCACACCAAGGCUCAAAUGCACAGAGAAUCUGUAGCAGCAGUAACCACAGAGGAUUAUAAGUCAGAGGAGGAAGAGCAGAAUGUGAAGGGAAACCAAAAGUGA